This is a messenger RNA of Polypterus senegalus (gray bichir), 3704 nucleotides long. Its product is annotated as claudin-20-like. The transcript is spliced from 2 exons. Gene Ontology annotation, biological process: bicellular tight junction assembly; cell adhesion. The record is from RefSeq and is a predicted model, not a curated record. Gene Ontology annotation, cellular component: bicellular tight junction; plasma membrane. NCBI's taxonomy places the organism in Eukaryota, Metazoa, Chordata, Cladistia, Polypteriformes, Polypteridae. Gene Ontology annotation, molecular function: structural molecule activity. The coding region runs from base 635 to 1306 and encodes 223 amino acids.
UGACUUAAUGCAGUCAAACUCUAGUGCAGCACUAUAGUUUGGAGACAUCUAUAAAAAAAAGAGAGAUUUUUUUUGCAACUUAUCAUCUUGUGACACAAUAAUAAUGUCACAUAACAAUGGGUAAGCAAUGACAGACACAUUUCUACAGCAUAAAAAUGAUGCGUUACAUCGAGGAGCAACAGUUGUGUAAUGCUUUCAUUCUGUUUUCCUUUUGUGCUGCAUACAUUUUCAAAGCAACAUCAGCUUAUUGAAAUGCUGCUUUUGUGCUGGCCUGAAGGCUGUGAUGAAGUAGAGGCACUUAUCUAUAGUAUUGAAAUAAAAGGAAAUAAUAAUAAAAACAAGAAAAGAGUCGGCAAUGUACGGGGCAUCUAUGGACCAUAACUAGUUUCUAUUGUAGCAAUUCUGUUGCUAAGGAAAUCAAUGUGAUGAAUGGAUCUUUACAGCAAAAUCCUUUUUAUUCAAAGUUAAAGAGGGAAGGAAAAAAAAACAAACCCACCAGAGCAGUCAGUGUUGCAGCCCUAAAUCUACGGUCUGCACUGCGAGAGAGUCUACUGCAUCCUCAGCUAAGGACCUAUCUGCUGUUACAGUGUCAGAGGGAGAAGAACAGACAGACAAACAGGGCGGGAAUACCAGCAUGGCAUCUGCUGGGAUGCAGAUCCUCGCUUUCAUCUCUGCACUGCUUGGUGUCUUCGGUGCCACUGUUGCUACUUUGUUGCCCAACUGGAAGGUCAGUGCAGAUGUGGGCUCGAACAUUAUCACUGCCAUCUCACAGACACAAGGACUAUGGAUGAACUGCACUUGGUACAGCACAGGGAUGUUCAGCUGCACAAUGAAACAUUCGGUCUUGGUGCUGCCUGCCUACCUGCAAACGGCUCGUACUACUAUGGUGCUGUCCUGCGUCCUGGCUGUGCUGGGAAUCUGUCUCUGCUCCUUUGGUCUAAAAUGCACACGCUGGGGAGGAGGAAGACAGGCAAAAAGACACACUGCGAUCGCUGGAGGAGUCUGCUUCAUCCUGGCUGGAAUCCUCUGCCUCAUUCCGGCUGCUUGGUUCACCAAUGAAGUCAUUUCUAGCUUUCUGGCUUCCUCUGUGCCAGAAAGUAACAAAUAUGAGCCAGGAGGAGCUGUGUACGUUGCGUUUGUGUCAGCAGGUUUUCUGCUUGUUGGGGGGUUGAUCUUUUGCAUAUCCUGUACUAGGAAGCAGCAGGGACCACAGUUCUAUCCUCGAAGCAAACAGCAGCAGCAGUGCUGCAAAGCCUCUCAACCUACAGACAAUACGAUGGGCUAUAGCCUACAGGACUAUGUGUAAUUCAUAAGUACAGACAAGCUGGUGUUAUUUUUCUGCCUGCGCUGCACUGAGAUGAGAAAAAAGGCUGUGGGGAUGAAAUGGACAAUUCACUGCACCAAAGCUUUGCUGAAUGAAGAAUCGUUAGUAAAGAGUUUAAAAUGCUUAGCAAAUCUCUAUUUUCAGUAAUUCUGGGAUUGUGUCCAUAAAAACAAAUGUGUAGAUCACGAGGGGGUGGCUGGGGGUGGUUUUUGUAAGAACAACACUUAUGAAAAGCUGGUUGUUAAUAGAAGGAAUAUACCAUUUUUUUCUGGCUUCUAAAAUAGUUUUCACAAUUCACAAGAACUUAAAAAGCUUUUCAGUUUAAAAUAAUUUCUUAUAGUUAAUAAGUAUACAUAAAUUUGAGAAACAGAGCUACAUAAUUUUUAUUUAACAAAAUGUGUAAAUAUACUUUUCAUGUUUCUAAAAAGAAUAUAUCAUUUUUUUAAGUUUAUUACCUAAUACUACAAAUUCUUACAGAAUUUCACAUUGUACAAGUCUAUAUUCAUAUUGUACAAAUGAUGCCUUACCGCAGAAAUGACUGGACUUGUUUUUCACAGCAUUGCAUUUUAAGCAGCCAAACAAGAAUAUCAGACCCUCAAACAGAAUAAUAAGCUUUGUAAUUAUGUUCCUCUUUUCUCAUUACCCCAACAAAAACAAAGCUCCGUAAGAUGCUUUGUGUUGCUCAUUUAUCCCCCACACAGAGCCGCGUGCGCUCUUCACCAAAAGCUUUCUACUGCCAUGGUUACAGCAAGCCUUUUUCCAAACAUCUACACUGUCUAAGUGCAUAUCAGUUUCAGCAGAGCCAUGGGUCUCUUCAAAAUCUCCUCAAAGUAAUUGGCAACAUCUGCCACUUUUCUACAAAAUGGACAAGAAUACAAGUUUGAGAAAAGGCAUAUAUAUGCUUAUCUCCCUGCUUUUUUUUUAAAAAAAAACAAAUGAGUAAAAUGCUUAAUUGUGCUUUGCAGUUGCAGCAGGCUGAAAGAAGUUUGUGCAGCGCCUUUCUGCUUUGUAUUUACAUCCUAAAUAGCAGUUUGCUACCCAGAUUGUCUUAAAAAAAUAUAAUCUCAGAUUUUCAUAUUAAGCAAAAAAUACUGAAGCUUGUGAUUUUAGUAUUUAAUUACAGUGAUAGUGUUAUGAUAGCAAUAAAGAAAAAUACUUUGAAAAUGCUUGCAAAAUGUAAAUAGUCAUAUACUCCAUAAGCUAUAUAAUACUUGCUGCUGUUGUAUAUAAUGACAAUCUUUAAAAAAUACAGAAAUAACACCCCAAAUAGUAUAAAGUUGUCAAUGUACGCACAUGAAGCGUGAUUUUGAUUAAAACAUAUUGAACAGCUGAGAUUUAUUUUGCCUCUAAUAAAUAUUCAGGUCCUAUCUAGAUGCACAGAUGGUGGUGAAGUAAUUUUUUUUUUUCUUGUGCGCAGACUUUGACCACACAUUAUGUGAUGAAAUCACUAAGGAGUGUUCUAUUUUCCAUUCUUAUGUGCAGAGAUUUUUAUCCAAAGUAUAUCUGACAAUCCAUUAAUAGUUACUAUAUAUUGCUUAUAUUACUACAUUUAUAAAAAAUGUGCCUAACUGCAACUAUAAGCUAGAAUGAUAUUAAGAUCAUUUAUUAUUACAAAUAAUUAAUUGUAAGAAUAUCUGAUUAAACAAAUAAUUCAUCAAUAAUGUGAAUACCGCACAUUUUAGUGAACUUACUGCUGUUACUUACUAACUGCUAUAAAUACAAAUAGAAACAUUUAACUUAUGAAACUGGUAAUAGGCUAUAGCUCAGUCUAGCUGUUCAGUCAGAUAAAUGCAGUAGACAUUUCAUGAGCAACACCAGUUUAAUUCAUUAUAAGCAGAGAGAUUGGUUUUGUUUGUUUGAUUGUUGUAAAAAUCCUCACUGAAAAUUAAGCUUGCAAAAGUCUAAGCAAAAAAAAAAAAUCUGUUAAACACUAUAUACUUAAUAUAAUAUGGAAAAAAGAAAAAGGAACAAUGUUAAAAAACAAAAUAUAUCUAAGCUGCAAAUUUAAGAAACAAAGUUAUAUACCAGAAGAGCCAUAUGAUUUGCAGAAAUGUUAUACAUGUACAUGCUUUUUCAAGCUUAGUAAUUUCAAUAUCUAUUGAUGAAUAAACAAAUAAAAACUGUUUCGACAGAAUUUGUUGACAAUUGUUGUGGGCAAUUCUUUCUUCUCAAAUGUCAUACUUCUCUCCCUCUGUAUUGCUAUCGGGUCUCUCUGUUAGUUCAAUUGCUUUACAAGGGGCUGCUAUCACAAUCAACCACUGAGACUGUGUAUUAUGUGCACUGAGUGAAAAAUGUGUUAUUUGAAAACAGGAUCAUGUUGUGUUUUACAGCACAGGGUAGACUAUUUCUUUAUAUUGCACCUUCUACACAAUUUUGUGAA